ACGAUGGUGGGGGAAAAGCAUAGUUACCGAGAGGAGCUUAGCCGUUAGGUCGUUGAGUGGUUCGUGGUUGUGCGUGCGUGUGCAUGCGUGUGCGUGUGCGUGCGUGUGGGUCUGUAUGCGUGUACACGUACGGUCGUGGGUACGCAUGUAUUCGGAUACGAGGAAAGGGACGAAGGAGGUACUGCCGCGGAGAAGAGUGGGAGAAAGAGGCGACGGAACUGCGCGCCCGCGGCCUCCCACGUCGCGAAUCAUUCCUAGCCGAGUCUUUUCGACGCUCGCGACGCUUCUCCAGUUCCAUUUCCAGAGACACCGAUCCUUUUCGAUAUUUCGUCUUUAUGCACGCUUGUCCGGAAACGACACGGUUCUCCACGUCGUGACAGCGUGUGCGCCUUCGCUGGCUCCGAGUGGGGUCGCGACGUUCCAAAAGCUGCCAAUUUCCACGCACGAUUUUCGGUUUCUCUGCUACGUAUACACACGUACAUCCUAUUUAGCCCUUUUGCCUUUCGGUGGAAGUUUCGCCUGUUCGGUUCCCCGUCUCCCACACUCGCAGAUUCCUUUAGCUUAGUCACAUCCCCCAAGAGCGGCCGAGAGACAGAGGCAAGGAGAAAGCGUAGAGAAAAGUCUGUAAAGAAAGGAGGAGGAUCAGUGCAAGCACGUCCGUUCGCGAGGUUGAUUCGCAAUCGUCGAAAGUAAAACGGUUCGUUGGUUCCCGCCCGACAAGGCUGUGUAGUACACGCGGUUCUCCUAGGAUAUAUACCGACACGCCACCCACCGUUUGUGUAUGUGCCACUUUGUCUGCACGCGUGUUGGUACCAUACGAUCACGGUUGCGGUGUUCGCACCUUCCAGAAGUGAAUUCGACGAUUCGGGCCGGACAGCAGCCGGACCAGCCACUUUAACCGCCUGGCUUGGUCUUCGAUCGAUCGAUCGGAGAGAAACUAGCUCGUUAGAGCCCGAGGAGAGUAAACGUACACAGAGGCUCAUUUUUGAUACACGAGAUCGAUCGUGAUUUUUGACCAGGAUGUCGCACAAGAUGCUGAGCCAAGGAGCGCCGGUUCACGGGGGCAGCUCACAGAGAACGCCAAUGCGCCCAAUGAUAGCGGAAUACGACCCAAAGAAGCACGGUGUGAAAACAGAACUGUCAGACACGGUUCUUGUCAAAUACAAGUGCGAGAAAAAUGACAUACCGAUUACCGUCACGAACGGCUCGACGUUACCGCUCGUGGAAAGACCGAACGACGAGGAAGCGGCCCUUUACAAUCCGUUCGAGCACAGGAAGUUGGCCCAUCCGACUUCGGAUCUGGAUACGUUGAUACAUCUUCUGAAAGGAAGCUUAGGAACGGGAAUUCUAGCGAUGCCAAUGGCCUUCCGUAACGCCGGUCUGUUGUUCGGCCUGAUCGCUACCUUCUUCAUCGGUGCUGUUUGUACCUACUGCGUUCAUAUUUUGGUCAAAUGCGCUCAUAAUCUAUGCAGGCGGACUCAAACGCCGAGUCUAGGGUUCGCCGAAGUCGCGGAAGCCGCGUUUCUGGUCGGUCCUGAGCCGGUACAGAAAUACGCUCGCCUAGCCAAGGCGACGAUCAAUUCGUUCUUAGUGAUCGACCUGAUAGGCUGCUGCUGCGUGUACAUAGUUUUCAUUUCAACCAACAUCAAGGGGGUGGUCGACUACUACACGGAGACCGAUCGCGAUGUUCGAUUUUAUAUGGCGGCGUUGUUGCCUUUCUUGAUCGCUUUCUCGCUCGUGAGAAACCUGAAAUUCCUGGCGCCGUUCUCCAUGAUCGCCAACAUAUUGAUCGCCACUGGAAUGGGGAUCACGUUCUACUACAUUUUCAGCGACUUGCCCAGCAUCAGCGAUUUACCCAACUUUUCGAGCUGGUCUCAGUUACCUCUGUUCUUCGGCACGGCCAUCUUCGCUCUCGAAGGCAUCGGUGUGGUGAUGUCUCUGGAGAACAAUAUGAAAACCCCGACGCAUUUCAUCGGUUGCCCAGGUGUGCUCAACACUGGUAUGUUCUGCGUGGUAUUGUUGUACAGCACCGUCGGUUUCUUCGGCUACUGGCGGUACGGCGAGGACACGAAAGCCUCGAUCACUCUGAACCCAGAGCAAAACGAGGUUCUGGCCCAAUCGGCCAAGUUAAUGAUCGCGGUUGCCAUCUUUCUCACCUACGGUCUCCAAUUCUACGUUCCGAUGGAAAUUAUCUGGAAGAACCUGAAACAAUAUUUCAGCUCGAGGAAACUCCUCGGCGAAUACCUAGUCCGUAUCCUGAUGGUGAUCUUCACGGUGGGCGUGGCGAUCGCUAUUCCAAACCUAGGUCCGUUUAUCUCUUUGGUAGGCGCUGUGUGCCUGUCCACUCUCGGUUUGAUGUUCCCUUCUGUAAUCGAACUGGUCACUGUAUGGGAACAAGAGAACGGUUUAGGGACGUGCUACUGGAGGCUCUGGAAGAACCUAGCUAUCAUCCUGUUCGGUGUAUUGGGUUUCAUAACCGGAACCUACGUCAGCAUCCAGGAGAUCAUCGAAGAGGACAAAUGAAGCGCCGGGUUCGAAGGAGCUGCGGUGCGACGGAAUAAUCGCUCAGCGCGUACCACAGAUGCCGGCGUGUCGUUGGACACCUUCCGCGCUCUCGUCGAGCGAACUCGUCGUCCGACCAGAGGAACGACGAUUACGACCACCGGGAGGGUGGGUGAUGCUGCCGCGGCUGGAUCAUCCAGCGAAAGGUCAUGCGAGCGCGCGAGCUCUCGACUCGUAGCUUCGUCUCGCUCCUUUUAUACGUUUCACUUCACGCUAUUGAUAGCACGACGACUGUAUCGACGACGAAGACGUUAUCCGUUAGAUAGGAUCCAUCGUCGAUCCUCGGAUCUUUUCUCUCUCUGUUUCUUAUUUCUUUGCUGUAAUCGUGCGCGUGUAUCGUGUCUAGAUACUAAGAGGAGUUUGCGUAUCGAAUUCCUAUACGGAAAAAUUACUUGUACGUAUUUCUUGGAUCUCUACUUUUCCGAGCACGAGUUUUUCUUUCCUUUUUUUCUCUUUUGCUUUUCUUAUGAAAAAACUCAGUUCCUUUCAAGGAACGCGAAAGAAGCAAAUUUCGUCUAUCUUGUUCUCCGCUGAUUGUAAUUUCGAAUAUACGAUCGUUGCGACGAUAACGAUAAUACAGGAAGAGAUACGCAAAUUUCUUUCACGCGCGAAGCAACGUUAAUCGAGCAAAGAGAAUCCUCACCACUGCUUCGCCACUUUCCAUGCGACCCGCGUAAUCGAUGUACAACGCGUACGACAUGAGCGCGUGGCUAGAUAUCAUAGAAAAUUCGAUCGAUCUUCAGCGAUUUACGUCAGAAUCGUCGCUACUGACGUCGGGCUGUACAACGCCGUACGCCAAGUGUACGGUAAGAAUCAUUAAUGCGGUAUGUUGACCUUUGCGUAGGCGGUUUGAUACGUUCCAUUACGCAACGACUCUGCGAAUAAAUUAAAUUUUCAUAUUAUAUCUUUCAAAUUGUCAAAUUCUCAGUUUCAACUUUCGACUUCUUCGAUCUUUCGUUUCGUAUCCUUCGAGUUUCCGAAUUUCGAAAUUUUCACGCGUUAAAUUGACAAAUUUUACAAAUUUUCGAAAACUUAUUUCACAUCGUGCGACAUCAAUGAUUUUUACCGCGCAUUCCUAUACAUUCGAGCGAUUAACCGAGCAAAGUCAAUAGCACAACGUGGCUCGGAGUACCCGGAUCCACGAGAUCGUCGAUUCCACGACACGCGGGAUCCGUGAGAAUUAUUGAGACGAGUAUCAUCAAGUACGUGGAUAGAGGCGCCCAUUUUCCUCUGCCUUUUUCUCCUUCUCUCUCUCUCUCUCUCUCUCUCUCUCUCUCUCUCUUUCUCUCUCUCUCUCUUUUAUUAUUUAUUCGCGUUGCGUCGAUCGUGCGCACGACGAAGCUUUACCAUCGACUUGACACAACUGCGGGACGGUUUCUUUUUGUCGUUUUUAGUAGCUUACGCGCGUAUUAUGUACGAGUAUAGAUACGUAAAUUAUACUUAAGCGUCAUUUAUACCUACGAACAAGGACCGUUCGCGUUUUAUAUUUCUUUUCUUUUUUUCUUUCGCAUUGACGUGCGUUCGUUCGUUCAAUUUCGCCGUAACAAAAGAGCGAUCUGUGAGAUAAAGAGGUUUCCGAGGCCGAUCAUCGAUCGAAACUAUUUUAUAGCUGAUAAUGAGAAAUUAUCUUCUUAUCGUAGAGCUUGCUAAUCACAUUCAAAAAUCAGAACAGAACACAACGGAACACAACGGAACACAACGGAACAAAACGGAACAAAACGGAACAAAACGGAACAGAACAGAACAGAACAGAAUAGAACAGAACAGAAUAGAACAGAAUAGAACAGAAUAGAACAGAAUAGAACAGAAUAGAACACAGCGGAAUCAGUUACUAUCGAUCAUUAACAAUUUUUAAUACGCGAAGAUAAUAAAUCAUUGAACCGAAAUAGAAGGUUGAUCGAUUUAACACCGCCGGAAAUCGCCAAUCUGUUCCUAGUGCACAUUGCACAAAAAGAGACGAAAGAAAACGUACAAAAAGCGUUUAUUAAUUAAGAGUAAGAAACGUAAUGGCACGUAGGUGUGAUAAUAUCGCGACAUGCACGCUUGCUAGUUUGUAAGAAGUUUAGCGAGAGGCGCCGACAUUUGCGCGUCGUCGUGCGAGAUUAGCACACUAAUUGAACUAAUCGAAACGCCCAUUUCGAUCACCAAGGCGAGUUCGCAACGAAUAUGCCGAAUAGACGCGUAACAUCGAUUUGUCGAAUAGUGUCAGGGUCUUAUAGAAUAUCUUCGACGAUACAAAUCUCGUGAAAAACUCAAAGAAGAUCGUUCGUUCUAUCGUCGAGUCGUCAGAGUUGGACGAAUACUUGGCAGGACAAUAAAAGUGAACUUUUUUAUUAACGACGAACGAAGAUGACAAUCUUGUCGAAGAAUAGUACAAAGACUAAACAGAAAGCGUAACAAUCCGUUUCUCACUCUCGUUUCCGUAUUCGACUCGAAAUUAAUUCGUAGAAUUUUUGCAUCGUUCGUCGUUUAGAUCUGACAUCUGAGAUUGCACGGUCCACUCGACGAACAAAGGAUCUCGACGAAAUUAAAACCGCCAAUUUCGACCUUCGUUUCAGCUUUAUAUUUUCUCGAAGAGCUAUUUUCAUUCGAAGAGUAAUACGCUUCGCGAUACGCGUCGCACAGCGACAGAUCGCGAGGGCACGAUCGUUCGUCGCUUCGACUAUUUUCGAAGGCACGCGAUACUGUCUUUUUAGUGCCUUGAUUCUUUCGCCUCGCGGAAAUCGUAGGAUGUAAGACUGGAUUUUGUGCAGAAUGUGUAACGAAAGUUGUUAUAGAUCAAUAUCGCUGCGAGCAAAUUUCUUUUACUUACAGCGUCAAGCUUGUUAGACCGUGACAACUUUAGCGAUGUAUUCUGCGCGUUAAACGAGAAUCUAAAUCUCGUCGUGUUCUGUUUCGAUCUUGGAACGAUUUAAGUGAUUCUUCGACCGCGACAAUGUAUUUUGUACGAGAAGAAACGACGUAGAAAGACACGGUUCAUCGAGAAUACAAUAACCAAUGCACGGUAGUUAUUGCCAUUUUCGGAAAAAUGUUCGUAUCUGGUGCACGCGUUUCGUUCGGAACAGGGUAGAAACGAACUGUUCCUCUUACUUUUUCGAGCCACGGAAAACUGCUGAAUUUUGCCAAACUUCGUCCAUGUUUCGUCAUUUUCUCUACUCUUCCAUUCUUUUUCCAUCGAGAGUCUUUGUCGUCUUUUUUCUCUUUUUUUCUUUUUUUUUUUCUGUACACGAUAGCACACGAGAAUAGUUCGGGGUAGUUGUACCAUAAUUUUAAAGCCAAGAAAAUUCUGUCGUAACGAGGACUCCAUAGACUCUAGGUAGAAUCGUGAUUUAUGCAACGUAUUUAAGAGACGAAAAAUUGCAGACAUGUAUAGAUAUACCGUUCCGCCGCUUUUUUUACCUCGGACUUCCAUGAUGAAUCGCGCGUCUUUGUGGCAAUGGUUGCCGCGCAGAGGAUGUCGUUUCACGUGCACGCGUGUUUCGUGCAUGCCGUCAAUUUUUGUCGGUCAUUGUACCAAACGAUGUUAUGAAUAUUUAAUACACAACGAUUUGCAAAAGAA
Molecule: messenger RNA, 6121 nt
Organism: Bombus huntii
Lineage: Eukaryota; Metazoa; Arthropoda; Insecta; Hymenoptera; Apidae
Product: proton-coupled amino acid transporter-like protein pathetic
Exons: 5
Coding region: 1021-2523 (500 amino acids)
Biological process (GO): amino acid transmembrane transport
Cellular component (GO): vacuolar membrane
Molecular function (GO): amino acid transmembrane transporter activity
Source: RefSeq, a predicted model, not a curated record